Molecule: messenger RNA, 854 nt
Organism: Paramecium sonneborni
Lineage: Eukaryota; Ciliophora; Oligohymenophorea; Peniculida; Parameciidae
Source: the annotation of a GenBank genome assembly
AUGCAAUUUAACUUUUUAAUCUCAAAAUGCAUGUCAGUUAAUGAAAAUGGAAUGAGUAUUUUAAAUGGAGGUUAAUAACACAAUCAAUAACUUGAUGAAGUGAUUAAAAUUAUGGGUGAAGCAUCUGCAAAGGUAUAUGAAGUAAAUAAUGUUAGGCAUAAAAUUUGAAAUAAGUUAUAACAAGUCCAUCAAGAUUUUAUCAAACUGAUUAAGGAAUAUAUAUUAAAUCAGAAGGAAAAGUAUGAAUAUAAUUAUAUGUAAUUAGCAAUGUUUAGGAAUGUUGAAGAUUGGGAGAAAAAAUUUAUUUCAUAGAGAUUUAAGUGGAUUAGUUAAAGAAAUACAGCCUUUGUGUGUGUUAGACUUUUAUGUGCAUGAAUCUGUGUAGAGAAAGGGAAUUGGGAAAGAAUUAUUUGAAGAAAUGCUAAGAUGUGAAAUAAUUAGCCCAGAAAAAUUAGCAUAUGAUAGACCAUCUCCAAAAUUACUUGGGUUUCUUAAAAAACAUUAUCAUCUUUCUAAUUAUAUCCCUUAGAAUAACAAUUUUGUUAUCUUUUCAUAAUAUUUUGAGAAUAGAAAGUAAAACUUAAAUAAUUAACUGGCAUCCUCUUAAUCAACAUAAUUUUAAUAUUCAUCAACACCUUCAAAAGUUGAAUAAUUGGGAUCAUUAAUGUCAUAAAUGACUAUUUAAUCAACGUAAUCGAAGAAUCAAUAAUAAAAGGACAGCAAAUCUUAAACUCCAUGGGCAACAGAUCAAAAAUAAUAAUAAAAUGUAUACAAUUAUUUUUAUUUAUAAGAUGUAUUAAACUACAACUGGACUUAUGUCAGCUUAAAUUUGCAAAAAAAGAUGAAAUAUUAAC